Molecule: messenger RNA, 1204 nt
Organism: Carassius carassius (crucian carp)
Lineage: Eukaryota; Metazoa; Chordata; Actinopteri; Cypriniformes; Cyprinidae
Product: receptor activity-modifying protein 1-like
Exons: 6
Coding region: 215-556 (113 amino acids)
Biological process (GO): intracellular protein transport; angiogenesis; cellular response to hormone stimulus
Cellular component (GO): signaling receptor complex; cell surface; membrane
Molecular function (GO): coreceptor activity
Source: RefSeq, a predicted model, not a curated record
CUCUCGCCACUGUGCUGCCAGCUCCGUCUCAUGUCAAACGACGCAAGAUAACAGAACAGAGUUUGAAGAUGAGAGUAUCAGAGUCAAAAAUGAAAGUGUACAGCAAGAACUGAACAAUUAUUUUAACACGGAGGGACCCAACAUCACAUAUGAGGACAGUGAGAAUUUUCAGACUCAAGGUUUUCAAAAACGCUUCAGUCACUGUCAAGAGGAGAUGUUGAAGUAUUAUUGUAGAAAUUGCUUUGAGAUUUUCAGUGAAUCCAUGAGUGAACUUGGAAAGGAGAACUGGUGUAUUAUGGAGAUGGUGAUAAGACACUACAACCAGUUAACUAUGUGUAUCGAGAUCGUAUCCAAUAUGUCAGAUUGCUUUUACCCUAAUCGUGUUGUGGAGCAGCAGUUUGUGAAGAUACACCAGCAGUACUUCAGCCUUUGCAGCAAUGAAGAGGAUUUACUGGAUGCCCCCGCUGGAGUCGUGCUUGUAGCCACUCUGCUGCCUAUCCUCCUCAUACCCUUCAUAGUGUACAUUGUGGUCUGGAAGAGUAGUUUAAGGGACUGAAUGCUUUUACAUUAUCCCAGAAAGUGAUAAAAACUCUUUACUCACCCUCAUGUCAUUCCAAACCUGUGUGGCUUUCAAUCUUCUAAAGAAGAUAUUUUGAAGUUGUUGUUUUUCAGAGCAAUGAAAAUGAUUGGAAUGAACUUAGGGUAAGUAAAUGAAGACUCAGUUUUUAAAGCAAGAGCCAGCUUUAAAGUAAACGUUGAAUGUAUACAGUUCAUGUGGCUCACAAUGAUGUAAAUAAAAUACACGCAGUGGGUGUGUGAUUUUUCUGCACACGUAUAACUAAGAGUAAAAGAGUCUGAUAUAAUGUACGAUUUGUGAUCAUGAUAUUAAUAUACUGUGACACUGAAUUUUUAAUUAUGAAAUACUGAAUGCAUGUAUCCUGCUGUACUUUAUUCUGUUGUUGAAUGUCAGUUUACAACUAUUCGUUUAAGUUUGAAACUUGUUCAACAAAUGUAUAUCUAAAAAAAAAUUAAACAAAAUAUGAAGGGCUUGUUUUGAAUACAUUAUAUAAGGAUAUGCAUAAUGUAUGCAUAAUGCCUUAUAAAAAACAUUAUAUUAUAUAUCUGUGUUGCAUCAUCUGUGUUGAAUAAUCAUAACUACGGUUAUAAUAAUUCCUAACUCUUUGUUGUUUUAGGAGUGCAAUGU